AGACUACAACAAGAGUGGCAUUCCAAUGAGAGGCCCCCGUUGGCAGCUGAAAGUGAGAGAGAUAGGAAAACUGUAGAGAUGUGAGAAAAUGUGAAACACUCAGUCAUCACCCUUCUCUUCUUCUUCAUACUCCAUUCCAAAAUUGAAAUUAUGCAGAUUCUUUCACUUUCAAUUUCACCAUUACCAACUUCUUCAUGUCAUCUUAUGUUUAACCCCACUUCUCUUUCAUCAUCUUCUUCCACCUUCAACUGUUGUAUCUCCCCUGCUUCUGUUUCUGCUUCUGCUUCUGCUUCUUCUUCUGCACCUGAGUCUCAAUCCAAGCUUCAAUCUCAACCUUCUCCAACUUCCAACCCCAAAAACAACAACAAGAAGAAGAUGAAUGAUGAGGGUAAUAAUUAUACAAAAAAGGGUAUUUCAAAAAUUCAAGUUUCAAGGCAAAAAUAUAUCCCAGUUUCAAAAUCCCAACUUCAUGAUGCUCUCCUCUCUUUCCUCCGUGAUAAUCAAGGUGGCGGCGAUGGCGGUGUCGAUAAUGUUGAUGAUUCUAUUGUUUCCCAUUUCGUCCUCCUCUCCUCGUGCUUGGACUCAAUUCUUCAUGCUGAGCAUAAAAGCAUUUUGGAGGAAAUGCGAGCUGAUUACCUCUCCACUCAGUCUGUGAGACAUGAGGAGGAUUUUGAUACGUUUGGACUUGAAAGGGAAAGAGGACCUGAUUCUGAUGAGGGCAUUGAGUUCGUUAAUGGUGGAGGGAAUGGGAGUGUGAAGAUUAGUGGAGAUGACACCGCAGAUUUAGAGGAGAACCAAUUGUCUUUCUUAAAAGGGCUGGACUUGAUGCAGAUUUUUGGUGAUAUCCCAAAGAAUGAUGACAAGAACUCCAGUACUUCUGAAGUGGCUACAGCGACCCGUUUCCAGCGCUCUUUCAUGAAGCUUCUUCAAGAUGCACAAUUUGAAGAGCUAUCAGUGAGGGAUCUGAUGCUUACAUCAGCAUUGAACAGUGAUUAUCUUCUCACUUUGCCAAUAUAUGUUGAUUGGAAAAGAGCUUCUGAGUCCAAAGCAAUUAUAUUCAGGCGGGGCUAUGGUACUGAAAAGCAGAAAGGUUUGCUCAUAGUCGAAAAGCUUGAUUAUCUACAAUCAAAGGUUUUGCAAGGAAUUUUUGGCCUUGUAUCAAAACCACUGCUGACUGUUGGACUUUGGAUUAAAAAGACCAUUCAACUAGCCAGUGAGAAUGAAGAUAUUCAGCUUUGGAUCAAGAGAGUCCAGCUCAAGUUCGAAGAGACUUCCCUAUUCCAGCAGCCAUAUAUUUCUGAUACAACAACCUCGGACAAUUUCCCAAAAUAUGACCAGGAUUUAGACAGGGACUUGCCUAUCUGGUUGGCUGCACAAGAGGCUGUGAGUCGUUAUGAAGGCUUCUUAUCAUCAAUAGGACCUCGUAGUAGGUUACUGAGGAAGUUUCUAACGUGGGUUGGAGUUCUACCACCAACACCAGAAGUUCCAUUUGAGUUUGAUUCUGAAAAUGUUGCUGCUACUGAGCCUCACUUAAGGCCAGUGCUACUAUCUAGAAUCACUCUCAAUGAUAUAUGGAAACCUGCUACAAGAAAAUUUUGCGGGAACAACGUAUGGAAAAUGUUGAGGGUUGGCUUUUCUAUUAUUUUCUCUCGAUCAAUUAUACAGGAACCAGCAUUUCAGGAAUUGAUUUUGCUGUACACUGAGGAGACUGGAGAUACGAAGAUUUCUUCAUUGCAAUUAAAGAUUUAUGAGAAAAUUCCAGUACCAGAUUUACCGGUCAUUUUUCCUCACAAAAAGCUAUCAUUUCGCAUACUGGACACGGUACGCUUGGAUGUUGCCACAAUUGUAGGACUUCUGGCUUACUUCAUCAAUUACAGAUUUGAGGAUGCCUUGUCUUCUCCGUCAGAUUUACUGCUAGAUGUCAUUGCUGUGAGCGCCCUCAUCAUUUUUGUUACACGUGUAGCACUUGGAUACAAACAGACACGGGAUAGAUAUGAGCUUCUCGUCAACAGGGCAUUGUAUGAAAAAACUUUGGCUAGUGGGUUUGGCUCUGUUUAUUUUCUCCUAGAUGCUUCAGAACAACAGCAAUACAAGGAAUGCGUUUUGGCCUACGGAAUCCUACUCAAAGCAGAAAAAAUUCAGUUUCCUACUCGCACAUCCCUCGGAGAAGAGUGUGAGACAUUUUUGUACAGCAAGUUCAAAGAGAAGGUGAAGAUGCCAAUUGACAAAGCGGUAGAUAUGUUGAUAAACUUUGGUCUCAUAGUUGAAAAGAAAAUCGAUGGCCAAAAUGUGUUGCAAGUUAUUCCGUGCUCCAUGGCAUAUGAUGCCCUAAGAAAUCGUUGGGAUUGCCUGUUGCUAUAGAUUUUGGUUGUAUCGGGCCUGAUUUUGUAGAAUUUUUUGCACAGGUUGUAAUCUGGUAUACUUGGUUGCUUACUCCACAAACAUCAUCAUUGUAUACUACGUAUUAUAUUACCAGGCUUAGAUUAGGCUUCAUAAUAUAUCUACAUAUAUUAGCGUUUUUAGUA
Chenopodium quinoa (quinoa) is the source of this 2525-nucleotide messenger RNA. RefSeq lists its product as uncharacterized. Bases 151 to 2361 code for a protein of 736 amino acids. The record is from RefSeq and is a predicted model, not a curated record. The transcript has 14 exons. Lineage: Eukaryota; Viridiplantae; Streptophyta; Magnoliopsida; Caryophyllales; Amaranthaceae.